Messenger RNA from Dermatophagoides pteronyssinus (European house dust mite), 1224 nucleotides. RefSeq names its product Lipoyltransferase 1 (gene Lipt1). Gene Ontology annotation, biological process: protein lipoylation. Gene Ontology annotation, molecular function: lipoyltransferase activity. The record is from RefSeq and is a predicted model, not a curated record. Gene Ontology annotation, cellular component: mitochondrion; cytoplasm. NCBI's taxonomy places the organism in Eukaryota, Metazoa, Arthropoda, Arachnida, Sarcoptiformes, Pyroglyphidae.
AUGAAAUUACUGAAAUGGAUUCAUUUAAUCGAAAAUUGUCGAAAAUCGAAAAAUAAUUGCUGUAAAAUUUCAUUAGCAAGUGGAAAAAUUCAUGGGUUGCGAUAUUUUAGCAACCGAUUUAAUGUUAACUAUAAGAAUAAAACCAAUCAUAAAUUGAUAACACCAUGGAUUCAAUCAUUACUACAAUCGGGUUCGGUGAUUGUUUCGAAGGUGGAUAAUAUUUAUGAUAACCUAGCUCUGGAAGAAUGGUUAUAUCAGAACUAUGAUUUUUCAGUAAAUAAUGAACAAAUUCUUUUGCUAUGGUAUAAUCGACCAGCUGUUGUUGUCGGUCGCCAUCAGAAUGUUUGGUUAGAAGCAUCGAUAGAUUAUUGCAAUCGGAACGGAAUCGAUGUGGCCCGCCGUAAUAGCGGUGGUGGCAGUGUUUACCACGACAUGAACAAUCUAAACAUUUCUUUUAUAACAUCUAGAAAAUGCUAUGAUCGUAGCCGAAAUCUUCAGUUCAUCAAAGAUGUACUCAUUGAUAAUUUCAAAAUCAAUGUUGACAUCUCUCCUAGAAAAGAUCUAGUCAUUCGUAAUGGUGGAGAGAAAAUUUCUGGCACUGCAUCAAAAUUAAAUAAUCAUAAUUCUUAUCAUCAUUGUACAUUAUUGGUAGAUGUUGACAAAGGCAAUCUCCGAAAUGCAUUACGCUUGCAGCCAAUCAAGAACGUAUAUUCGAAUGCAACCAAAAGUGUUCCAUCGCCCACGAUAAAUUUGAAAUCAUUAAAGCAUUCAGUGACAAUGGGAUCACUAAUACAAGCCAUUUCAAACAGUUAUUCCAAAUAUUACACUGCUAACAAAGACAGAAUUUCAUCUGUUCACUUAUUAAAUCAAAUUGAUUCUAAACGAUUCGGCUCUAUUAAUGAAAUUCGUUCACGUUUUCAAUCGUGGGAAUGGAUAUUCGGCAGUACACCUAAAUUUACCAUUUGUUCGGAAUUUUCCGAUCAAUCAAUCAAUUAUGAAAUGAGAAUAAUUAUAGAAAAAGGAUAUAUUCAACAUGUAUCAGUUGAACCUAAUUUAAUUAAUGAGAAUAACAUUCUACAAUCAAAUUUAAUAGGAAAAGUACGUUUCGAACAGAAAGAUUUGGAACAAGCAUUUGAGACUAUUAAAAUCAAUUCGGUUGGUAAUCAAAUUAUUUCAAAAAUUUUAUUGGCCAUAUUUGCCUCAUAUAAACAAAUUUGCAAUUAA